Scutellospora calospora is the source of this 459-nucleotide messenger RNA. The record is from the annotation of a GenBank genome assembly. NCBI's taxonomy places the organism in Eukaryota, Fungi, Glomeromycota, Glomeromycetes, Diversisporales, Gigasporaceae.
GAUAUGAAACCCAACAAUUUACUUGUGGGUAGAGAUGGGCAAUUAAAACUAGCAGACUUUGGUUUAGCGCGUGAUUAUGCAGAACCACGCGUCAGAAAUAUGUCACCACAAGUAGUUACUAGAUGGUAUCGAGCACCGGAACUAUUUUUUACGCCAGCACAAUAUGGAUAUGCAAUUGAUAUUUGGUCAGUAGGAUGCAUAUUUGCAGAAUUAAUGUUACGGACGCCAUAUCUUCCGGGAGAUACUGAUCUUGGUCAACUUGAACUGAUAUUUCAGGCACUAGGAACGCCCACAGAGGAGGAUUGGCCUGGAUUUACAGAACUUUCAAAGUCAGUCCAAUUUCAAAAGUAUAUUAGGACACCAUUAAAAUCACUUUUUACUGCAGCGAAAAAUGAUGCAAUAGAUUUAUUGGAAAAGAUGUUAACAUACGAUCCGAAUAAAAGGAUUACAGCAUGCGAU